UCAAAUUUUAAAAUUUUGCAUUAGAUUCGCGUGCAUUAUACCUGGGAAGUGGUUCUUGACCGGACAUUUUAUGAGAUAGUUGAAAAUCCAGCGGUUUGGGCAAAUCUAACUUGCCGUGUGUUUCAUGACUGCCGUUCUGGGAACUGGAAACCAUCUUCACAAGCCAUUACAUUUUUUCUUGAAUGUGUGAACCGAGUACUUAGUACUAGUACUUGAUUUGGAAGUUCGUUUCUGGGCAGCAGUCGUCAGUUUACAACCUUCUACAACAUGUUGAGCUCGAAAACAUUUGUUGCUAAAGUUUUGAGCAUGCGAAGGACAGAGCGUCUUAUUCAGCAGUUUCUCCGCACUGCGUACGAAAGGCAAGCAUGUCCAGUACCGAUGUCAACGGAGACCAUUCGCAGACACCUGAAUACGACAGCACAUUUGCAUGGGACGGGUUUUACGAAGUCUCAUUCCAAAGCGGCGCACCAGCUCUACAAGUACCGCUUAAAAGCCGGUCCCGAACCCCUUCGCCAUCGCAGUAUUUGGCAAAACUGGAACUAUGAUGCGGAAAUCUACGCGUUUGGACAGCGCUUAGGGGAGAAUUUCUCCACUGAAACGCUGCGGUUGGCGUUCAUGCAUCCUUCCUAUCAGGAACAGGAAAUGGCAAAGCGACGCGAACUGAUGAUUGACGAGCAAAUACAAAUAGGUUCCAUUGCCCAUCAUACUGCCCUUAAAGAUGCAGGGAUGGAAUUGAUGCACAGUUAUAUCCCGAGCUUCUUGAGAUACAAUUAUCCAUUUUUUCCUGAAGAAGGCAUUAAGGGAUUGACCAAUUUUUUAUGUUCGGAUGAUGUUCUGGCUGAAAUCUCGUUUUUCCUUGGUACAAGCGAUUUGAUUAUGUGUGCGGACUUUCCUCCGGAAAGAUCAACCCUGGUGGACACUUUGUACGCCAUUGUCGGUGCUUUGGCCAAAGAUUCCGGUGUGGAACGCGCCGAAUAUUUCGUUUUAGAUUUUGUUAUUACUCAUUUGGCUGAUAAGGAUGUUAACGAACAUCUCCCCAUAACAAACCCUAUGGGUGUUAUUGCGGACAUUCUUGAACGGGAAGGCAAAGCGGAGCCUGAAUCGCGACUUCUGCGGAAGACGGGUGAAAGUACUUUGAUGGCUGCCUACCUUGUCGGAGUGUACAGCGAUAAAAAGCUCAUCGGAGAGAGUUUUGGAGAAACUCUCCUGAUUGCGGAAGAAAUGGCUGCACGUGAUGCACUGAUCCGUAUGUUCAAAACCGAUUUGAAACAGCGACCAUUGUUGUGGGGACAGGCCGGACGAAAUCUUCCUUUGCAACAUUUCUAUAAUGUGCCUAAUGUUUCUCUCAGUGAUUGGUCCACUGCAUCUUGUGGAGAGAAUUUUCAGAGGCGUAUAAGCUCAGAGGCAGCCAAAGCUGGGAAGCAGAAGAAACAAGUUGUACAGUGAUCUUAUUUAGUUUGCAUUGACAUUUCCUGUGGUAAGGAAUUUAUUGUCAUUUCUGGUUGACAGUGGUUGUAAAGCUACUUGAAACGGGCACUGUAUAUGGUUCCCACUGUGCAUUAGUACUUGGGAAAGCAAAAAAGAAUUGCUGCAGUCCA
Paramacrobiotus metropolitanus is the source of this 1598-nucleotide messenger RNA. Its product is annotated as 39S ribosomal protein L44, mitochondrial-like. The transcript is spliced from 7 exons. The coding region runs from base 268 to 1446 and encodes 392 amino acids. The record is from RefSeq and is a predicted model, not a curated record. Gene Ontology annotation, biological process: RNA processing. NCBI's taxonomy places the organism in Eukaryota, Metazoa, Tardigrada, Eutardigrada, Parachela, Macrobiotidae. Gene Ontology annotation, molecular function: ribonuclease III activity; double-stranded RNA binding.